Messenger RNA from Spodoptera littoralis (African cotton leafworm), 2769 nucleotides. Lineage: Eukaryota; Metazoa; Arthropoda; Insecta; Lepidoptera; Noctuidae. The record is from the annotation of a GenBank genome assembly.
AUGAGCUCUCGAGGGCUUUCUAAAAAGGAGUUGGAGGAGCUUAAAAAGAAAGAAGAAGAAGAGGCGGCCGCUCAUGUAUUCAAGGAGUUUGUGGAAACAUUUCAAGAGGUUCCAAGUACCACAAGUAAAGUCUGGGUGAAAGCAGGCACAUACGAUGCGGGCGCAAGAAAGGAAGAUACCUCCGAGAGAGGCAAAUUGUACAAGCCAGUAUCUCGCUUAGAUGAAAAACGGAGUAUCCCAGAAAUUGACCCAGUCCGCACUCUAGUACAGAGGCCUGAGCCUCCAGGCCGGCCUCAUGCCAAGAAGAAAGGACAGGACAAGAAGAAAAGUAACCUAGAGUUGUUCAAAGAGGAAUUGAGACAGAUACAAGAAGAAAGAUCGGAGCGACACAAGUAUAAGAAUGUAUUGCGCGAGCGCGGUGUUGUGGGGGUGGAACCCUCGCUCGACAUCAUACCGGACGUGGGGUCAUAUGACACUGGAGACCCCAACACUACCAACUUGUACCUCGGCAAUUUGAACCCUAAGAUAACGGAGCAGCAAUUAAUGGAGAUAUUCGGUCGCUACGGUCCCCUGGCCAGUAUAAAGAUCAUGUGGCCUCGGUCUGAUGAGGAGAAGGCCCGCGGUCGCAACUGUGGGUUCGUAGCCUUCAUGUCGCGCAAGGAUGGCGAGCGAGCGCUUAGGUGUAUCAAUGGUAAAGAAAUAAUGAACUACGAGAUGAAGCUAGGUUGGGGCAAGGCGGUGGUGAUCCCCCCCGUGCCAAUAUACAUCCCGCCAGCUCUCCAGCAGCCCAGCAAGCCGCCGCCGCCUUCCGGACUACCAUUCAACGCACAACCACCCAAACAUCUCUUGAAUAAGAUACCUAGAGUGCGACAGGGCGAGUAUUAUCCAAGCGACCCAGAUGAUAGGAAAGCUUAUGAACAGAUUUUAUCACAGUCAAUAGUCAAAGUAGUUGUUCCUACGGAAAGAAACAUACUGAUGCUAAUCCAUCGUAUGGUGGAGUUUGUGAUCCGCGAAGGUCCGAUGUUCGAGGCCAUUAUAAUGAAUAAAGAAAUAAACAACCCAUUCUUCCGGUUCCUGUUCGAGAACCAGUCGCCCGCGCAUAUCUACUACAGGUGGAAGCUGUUCUCUAUGCUGCAGGGAGACUCGCCCAAACAAUGGUCGCUUGAAGACUUUAGGAUGUUUAAAGGAGGGUCAGUAUGGCGGCCGCCCGUGAUGAAUCUGUACACUGCGGGCAUGCCUGACGAACUGGUCGAGGAGGACGAGGCCAAGGAGAACAUACGAGGGACUCUAUCUAACAACCAGCGCGACAGACUGGAGGAGUUGAUCCGCGGGCUGUCGCCGUCGCGCGCGAGCGUGGGCGCGGCCAUGGCGUGGUGCCUGGAGCACGCGGAGGCGGCGGGCGAGGUGGCGCGCGUGCUGGGCGAGGCGCUGGGCGGCGCGCGCACCGCGCCCGCCAAGCGGGUCGCGCGCCUCUAUCUGCUCUCCGACAUACUGCACAACGCCGGCGCCAAGCUCACCAACGCCAGCGCUUAUCGUAGCGCGUUCCAACAGCGUUUAACAGAGAUAAUGCGCAACUGUCACUUGGCGUGGACACGUAUGACGUCACGCCUGCAGCAGGAAGGGUUCCGUGCGAGAGUGACGCGCAUACUGCAGGCCUGGGCUGACUGGGCUGUGUACCCUACUGACUUCCUCCUGCAUAUUAAUGAUGUCUUUUUAGGACAGGAUAAGGAAACAGACAUAGUCCCUGGCAUGGGCAAUGAGCAGGAAGAAGGCGCGGGCUCGGAGGAGGGCGCGUCCCCCGCGCGGUCGUCUGCGUCGGAGGAGUCGUGGGACACUCCGGCGGGCGGGCCGCUGGACGGCGCCGCGCUGCGCCGCCUGGCCGCCGAGCGGGCCGCCGCCGCGCCCGCACUCGCGCCGCGGCACCUCGCGCGGCACCACGCCACGCAACUCAACGACGAUAUCGACGGAGUUCCCGUGGACGAGGACAUAGACGGAGUUCCACUGGAGUCCGACGUGAGUCGCUCGCGAGCUGGCGGGACGUUCGUCCCCUCGCGGUGGGAGACCGUCGACACUGACACACACGACGACACUACUGCCAGGGACGCGGACACUAGGGGGCCUCAUAGCGACGACGAUACACAGGCACCCACUACACCCGUGUCGCAGCAACAACAUGACAGCGAGGAGCAGGCUCUGAAGCGUGAGACUCUCCGUGAGAUCGAGGUCCGAGUAUUGAAGUACGCGGACGAGCUCGAGGCAGGCGUCCGGGGACGGAGACCUGGACUCACUGCUGCACAGCAGAUACAGCAUUACAGGAGGAAACUUAUCAAGAAGGCGUCGAGAGAAGCUAAAGAGUCAGUGGAGGAAGUGAGAGAGUCACCAGAACCGAGGCGGAGGUCACCCGUCGAGGACGACACAUACUCCACAAAAACCCAACAUGCUUUGCCUGACUCGGGGCUCACACCCAAGACCUCAAGAUCCGCAGCCACGCUCGCUUCGGAGAGGACAUCGUCUAAGAAAUCUAAGAAGUCCCGCGAGCCUUCAUUGUCGCCUCCGCCCAAACGAUCACGAUACAGUGAACGCAAGUCAAGAUCACGUUCAAGAUCUCGCGACCGGGACAGGGAUCGCGACCGUUCUCGAGAGAGGGAGCGUGACAGAGAUAGGGAACGAGAACGGGACAGAGAUAGAGAUAGGCGGCGCCGCUCCCCGGCCACGCCCCCCUCGCAUCACCACCGCAAACAUAGCAAGCAUACAAAGUAUAAGUACUAA